GUGAAAGUGAUUAUAUGCUGACGAUUUCUAAACGAGGCCAAAAUCAACUGAAAGUGAAGUUUUAAUGUAAGGUAAAGUAUCAGCCAAAACAGGAGAUUCUUACUCUCCCUGUGGCUUUCUCAAGAUCCUCUCUUUGUUGGCCCGCGAUUUGCGUUAGUAAAUCUCCAGCAUGGAUCCCAUCGAGGACUUGAUUUUGCAUUCGUUCAGCGAUGAAGACAGUACAGACGAUAUGGAACUUGAACAUAGCAAUGACGAGUUAUAUGUGACCAAUUCGGAUAUCGGCGGGAUUGACAUGACUAAAAGCUCAGAAUCUCCCAGUGUCGAACUUCGGUUUUCACCUUCAGACAAUGAAGAUCACUAUACAGGAAUCUGCCCCAACAUGCCAUGGGACGACAAACCUAAAGUUGUUGAACGGUGGCUCCAAAUGUACCAGGAUGGAACAUUUACCACACAGUGUCUACGAGAAUUUUGGAAAAUGGUUGUCCCACCCAACUUUUGUCCAGUGCCUGGGCAUAAUUGCAUGGAGUCCUUGUAUGAUGAAGCACAAGUAGUGAGAGAAAUGAUCCUUCCGCUUGAGCAAUUCCUGUGUGCAGCUCCCACUGGAGAUCCCAACAAAGUGUGGGAAGAACUGUCCAAAAAUGACAAUCCGCCUGCUUUGUGCGGGCGUGUUUUCCGUAUGGGAGAACCCACAUACAGCUGUCGGGAUUGUGGAGCUGAUCCCACAUGCGUUCUAUGCGCCGACUGUUUCCGUAAUUCAGAGCACAAACAACAUCGCUACAAGUUGAGUACGUCGGUUGGAGGGGGUUAUUGUGACUGUGGUGACACGGAAGCCUGGCGUCAAGCUCCUCGCUGCUCACUCCAUCAGUGUGAUGCCACAGCAUCCGCCCUACUGCUUGACCCUACCGCCAGGAAGAAAGCAGCUUUAGAUCGUCUAGAUCGAAUAGCUGCCGUCAACAUGGGUGAUCGCUGCCGCAUUGUCAUCGAGGCAGUGCUGAAUUACGCUCAAGAGUUGUUAGGAUCCAACACAAAUCUCAAUCUACCAGCCGACUUAAAAAUCAAAGAAGGCGAUAGUGGAUCGAUGCCAGUAGAUCGGCGUGAUUUCGGCCCCUGUGGACCAGAGUUAUACACAUCCGUCUACGCCACGGCCGUUUAUAAUGACGAAUCACACACGUUCGAGCAGGUCAUUCAAGCUCUACAGCGUUCGCUGGAUGUCAGUUCUCGCGAAGCAGUCGAUCUUGCCACGUGCAUUGAUCGUGAGGGUAGAAGCAUAGUCCGUUGUUCAUCAUUUCAGGCUUGCAAUCAAGCACGUUCAGCUAUUGAGCGACACACGUCACGUUUGCCUCCACGUGCUCUGAAAGUCUGCGUCCUUCUUGGACCCUUCUUGGCUCACCAGGGACAUGCCCUCCGUCUCCUCAAUUGGCUUCGCAAAUUAAUGGGUAUUUGUGAAGGUUUCCGCCUUCUCCUAGCCGAUAUCAUUAUGAAGCCCAUCUCACGGGACUCUGAGGUAUCGCUAUUGGAAUCCGUCCUUCUAUCCGACACCCAGCUAUGGAAAGCUGCGCGGUCUGCUUGGCAUCGACUGUUUAUUGCUGGAUUAUUGAUGGAUCCUGACGCGAAACGGGAUUUCGCCACUAUAUUCACUCGACACUACGGACGACUGAUGAGCGACUUUAUUUCGGAUGAUCAUGAUCAUUCGCAUAGCGUGACAUCCCUAUCAGUCCAGCUCUUCACGGUUCCGACGCUCGCCCAGUACCUGAUGGGCCAUCAUGAAGCUUUGGCGGCAUUAUUGCGCUGCUUUCUUGGCGAGAUUGAUCGCCGAAAGAAUUCGGACGGCCUUUUAUCUUUCGAUCGAAGCCGGAAUCAGCAGUCGUUCCGACGAGCCAUGUACGUCUUGUACGAUAUCAAAUACCUAUUGUCAGCGGUGCCUCUGCCGGAGUUGGAAGAAGGUUCGCAAAUGCAACCGCAGUUGGCUGAUGACACUGAUUCGACAUCUGGACGGUGGAGCGAGCCAUUACGCAAGGGAUUUUUGCACGGGCUUCACAUGUUGCUUUCCCUGCUAGCUUCCAUGGAGGGAAUGGACAGUGUCGUUCGUCAGACGGGUCAGCAUGUGGAAUUCGAAGCUGAAUGGGAAGCGGCCUUUAAUCUUCACUGUAAACUUGCGCCCGUAUUGACGCUUAUUGUCCAGUGGUGUGCAUCAGACCGUAAAGUCCUUCUCAAGUCCACUAGAGCUGCCCUAAAGAAAUUCCAGGAAUUGCAACCCAUGGACCAGCAACCGAAAAACGCUGUUACGCUGUUGAACUUUACGCAGCUUUGCUAUGAUUAUGACGUAUCAUCGCAACCGAUCAGCGUUCAUCUUCCACUGUCGCGAAUGAUUUCUGGCCUCUUGUUGGCUUUACCCAAACACGGAUUGGAUUGGAAUUGCUCGGAGAUGGCAUUGGACUCGAAACCGACUCUGCUCCAACUAAUGGAAGCGCCUCUCCGUCUUCAAGUUUUGAUGGCACAGGUCCAAGCUGGGAUGUGGCGCCAUAACGGUUAUUCGCUGAUCAACCAGCUCUAUUUUUAUCAGAAUGUUCGAUGCCGGACAGAGAUGUACGAUCGCGAUAUUGUCUUGUUGCAGCUAAGCGCCGCUCUCUUUGACUCUCCUAAUUCGUUUUUGCUGGCCUGUCUUCACCGCUUCAAUCUGCUCAACUGGGCGCAAGCGGAUUUCGAUGCUAAUCAGCAGCAACUGGCCAAACAGAUUUCCUCUUCGACCAAAAAAAGCAAUACCGAAGAGGACAUGCUCCGCCAAACAAUCUUUAUCGCCGAAGAGUUUCUGCGUCUCAUAAUCAUCUUGUCCCUAGAGAGAUUUACGCCCGGCAUUGGACAGGUGGACGAAGACGAAUGUUUGAGCCACGAGGUGUUGCACUUGCUGUGCGUGGAAUCCCAGGGUCACGCAGCUCUCAAUCGAGCACUUCCAGAAGACGCGCAUCACGAGACGGGAUUGGAGCGCGUAGCUGACAAGGUGGCCGUCUUCCGAAAACCUUUGCAAGGGACAGGCCGUGGUGUUUUUUCGCUCAAACCCGAAUUCUACGGUGAUUACAAUGUCUAUCAUUAUCACUACAGUCGCGAGGAUCAGUCGCGAUCGGAAGAUAACGUCCGCAAGAUCCGCCGUGCCCGUAACGAGGAGAAUUGUUGCCCGCCACCCAUACCUAUUGUCUUGGCGCCUGCCCUGCGUGGUCUAGUCGGAUUGAUGAAUUGCCAGAUUACAAUGCACCUCAUUCACCAAGUUUUGACGAGGACCUAUGACUUGCGUUCGCGCACCUUUUCGGAAGGCCAGCUGCAGGCCGCCUUGCAUCUGACUGGUCUGGCGCUUCGCGAAGAAGAGUCGUGCCAGCAGGACAAAACUCGACCGCCCUUUGCGUUCAGCGUACAAGCUCAAGAACAGUUCGGAUUGCUCACCGUGCUCGAGUCGUUGCAGACAAACGGCAGAGUGGACGUUCAUCGUCCAUUGUUGAUGUGGACUAUUCGGAAAUUCCGUUCAGUACACUCCGCUGCCCAGUCAAGCAGUUCUGCAGAAGGAGCUGGUGGCGCCACGAUGGAGGCCGAAUCAUCCGAAGGCCUUGGGCAAGAAUCACCGGCCGAAGCAGCUGCUCGUCAGCGGAAAGCAGAAAUGGCUGCAGCCCGUCGUGCUGCCAUUUUGGCCCAAAUGUCAGCACAGCAAAAGAGCUUUAUCAAGGAGCAUGCAAAACUGUUCCAAGAAACAGGUUCAUCUAUUUCAGAGAGUGGAGGUGCGUCGACUACUUCAAAUCUCGGGUCUACUAUGAGCGGAUCAGCCAUGGAUUUGUCAGAAUCGCCGCCUACGGCUCAAAUCUUCCCAGUUUGCCUCGGUCCAGGCUUCACGGUGGCUCCUUCAACGUCAGAUACGAGCUACACGUGUAUCGUUUGCCAGGAAGAACAUCGUCAAACGGGCGAGCAACCGGCCAUGGUAUUGGCAUCUUUCGUCCAACUAUCGGCCGUCUUACGGUGGAAGAAUGACAAGGAUGCCGUGGAAGAACCGCUGCCUGAAACGUGGCCGAUGCUAAUUGAUGGCGGUCGGCGGAUCGGGACCCAUAUAUCAACGUGUGGUCACGUCAUGCAUUUUCAGUGCUGGCAGCAACAUUUCGACUCUCUUCUGGGCCGGGAACGCAGAAGAUCGUAUCGACCUCGACAGAGUGCCAGUUUCGACGUGGAACGCCACGAGUUUCUCUGCCCAUUGUGUAAAAGUUUGUCCAAUGCGGUGUUACCCAUUCUACCUAAUCGUUCAGCGUCGAGCGUGCGUCCCAAUGGAUCAGAAGCCGGCCAGGCUGAUAUGAGCAUUUGGCUGGAGGGCCUGCAGCUCUUGGCUGACAACAGUCGGGAAAUUAAAUACAGCAAAACGGAUAACACCAACAUCUACGAAACAUGCGGACCCACUGAGUUGGAAACUAAGUUGGGAUCCAUGAAAUCCAAGUUGUUUGUGAAUGUGCUGAUGGCUCGCACCCGACCAAAGAUAGCAACCACUCUGAAGGAGAUGGCUUCAUUGUUCGUCCAAUCGGUAUACACGACGGCAGUAGCAGCUAAUCCUAACGCAGAUGAUAUCCGAGUCCCCAUGGCGAUCGCCCAAGCGACCGCUUUCACCAUCUUAUCAACGGAAUCUUUACUUGCCUAUCAGAAUCACAGUCCUUCAUCUGGACUGGCCGCCCGCCAAGAGGAGGGUCUUAGAGCCCUUUUACGGUUGGUGGUUUCCAUGGAGUCUAUCGUCACUUCACAUGAAGUGAUGAAGAACUAUGCCCUUCAUUUGUUGCGUAUGGUUCUUCUCCCCAGUAGUACAAUUUCCGUCUUGGAGAUCGACGCAUUCGGUCUGUUGGUUGGUCUCUUUAGUACCUUACCUUCACUUAGUGAGCCAUCGUUCGAAAGUGACGUCCGAGGAGUUCCGCAAUUCAACCCAAUUCUGGCUUGGCACGUUUUCCGUUUGUGUUUGUUCUGUCACGUGACGCAAAUUGCGGCUACCAUGGCGCCCGCAUCCGAACAUAUGGAUAUGGAUCAGCCGUCAUGCAGCAGCAGUACCUUUACAACCUCGGCAAGUGAAAGUUGGCAGACCUACCUGCAAUUGCUAGGCCGCCCUGAUGUUGCCAGCCACACAAAUCACACGGAAAAGUGGGUCACGGAGCAAUGCCUUCCGUUUUUCCGGUCGUCGGCCAUCCUUUUCCAUUUCAUCACCAACAUCCCUUACCCGAAAUUGGAUGAUGCUUACGAUAAUUAUGCCGAAGCCGUCCUGUGGUUACACUAUUUAGGCGUCGAAUCUUUAAGCCAGCUGGUAUCCGAAAGCUGGACCAAAGCAUUGCUGUCUCUGUGGAACGUGUCGGUUGUUCCACCAUUGGCCAGCACCAGUGACGUCAUGUUAGUAGAGGCGACAUUAGCCAAACCAAGGCCACCGUGGACCUUUCCCGUUAUCUCUUCCGGACUCAUUACGCUUCCGUCCGACUAUAGUGAGCUCAUUAACGCAGCUUCUCUAUUCACGUGCCCCAAUAGCGAAGGUGACGAGGCGCGUACCCCGGCCAUGUGCCUCGUGACUGGCAAAAUGCUUUGCUCUCAGAGCUAUUGUUGCCAAACGGAAUUGGACGGGCAGCAAGUGGGUGCCUGUACGGCUCACGCUCAACUAUGUGGAUUUGGAGCUUGUCUCUUUUUACGAGUCCGUGAAUGCAAACUUCUCUUGAUGGCUGGGAAAAGCAAAGGUUGUUUCCUACCUCCGCCUUACGUUGAUGCCUACGGCGAGACGGAUCAGGGCCUCAGACGGGGCGAUCCGCUUCAUCUUUGUGAUGCCUCUCGCCGUAAAUUGGAGCUCCUCUGGCGCUCUCACGGCCUUUACAACGAAGCGGCUAAAUACAUGGAGAACUCCCAGGCUCUCGUCGUGACCGAGUGGCACCACCUCUAAUCCUCCCAUAUUCCCUCAUACACAUACACCCUACGUUUUAAUCGCCCAAAUCUCUCGCCUCUCAUUCUUUUUUCUCACGUUCUAUCUCUCUGUCUCUCUUAUACUUCUACAAGCUUGUCUUGUUGUGCGUAUCGCAAAACAAAAACAAAAAAAAGAAAGAAAAAAAAAAAACAAUAAGAGAAAAAUAGUUGAUUUCUUCUCCCUUGAUCUGAAACACUUAGUUGGAAAAUGGAAAAUGUUUGAAUGCAAAAUCAAUGCCGGGCAAAGAAGCGGAAAAGGGGGCUGUUGAGGGAAAGAAAACCACCAAAGUUUGACCCUCCUUUCUUCAUCUUUCUUUCUCUUUUCUGUGCAUCUCUCCAUCUAUUUUUUCUAUUUCCCCGUUUGUUUUUGACAAUGUUGUUUUUGCUUUCUUGUAAAAGUUAAUUCUCGAUUUCAUCCCUUUUUUUUUGCACUUAUUAGGUAAUUGGUUUCGAUAAGCAUAGAAACAUACAAAACAUCUACGUACUUUCGUACCAUUUUGGAAAGUUUUGAACUUUGAGUUUAAAUCUUAAAAAAAAAAAGAAAAAAACAUCUAGUAGAAUUUAAAAACGUGAAUAAAGCGCUUAAGUUUUCUCCUUGAAAAAGCAAAAUUAAGAAAUGAUAAUUUUUGUUUUCCCUAUUGCUCCAUUUCUUGGCCCCUUCUCCGUUUCUCUAUCUCUUUAACCACUUAAAUAUUGUUUCAAAUUUGAUGUGAAAAAACAAAAUCAGUUAACUUGCAUAAAAUGGAAAAAAAAAACUGAAGAUGGUGAUGAAAGAAGAAAAACGAAUACACUUAUUGCGUGUG
This is a messenger RNA of Daphnia magna, 6752 nucleotides long. It is a transcript of the gene Ubr1, whose product is annotated as E3 ubiquitin-protein ligase UBR2. The transcript is spliced from 21 exons. Bases 170 to 5929 code for a protein of 1919 amino acids. Gene Ontology annotation, molecular function: ubiquitin protein ligase activity; zinc ion binding. Gene Ontology annotation, cellular component: ubiquitin ligase complex; cytoplasm. The record is from RefSeq and is a predicted model, not a curated record. Gene Ontology annotation, biological process: protein ubiquitination; ubiquitin-dependent protein catabolic process via the N-end rule pathway. NCBI's taxonomy places the organism in Eukaryota, Metazoa, Arthropoda, Branchiopoda, Diplostraca, Daphniidae.